CUGCUGAAUACUGCUUGCUAAAUACACAUCAGAAAAAUGAAGAAAUCAAAACCAACGAUAGGGAAAAUUUUAGGACAUCUGGUUGAAAUGAACAAGAAUCAGCAGGAGGCAAACCGUCAGCUUCAUGAUGAGAUUCAUGGAUUAGUGGAAAUGAACAAGAGCCAGCAGGAGGGAAACCGUCAGCUUCAGGAUCAGAUUCGUGAAUUGGUUGACAUGAACAGGAACCAGCAAGAGGGAUUCCAACAGUUUUUUCAAAUGCUAACUAACCAAAGAACGAUGUUCCCCCAACAACAUGAAAGGCAUCAAGUCACAGCUGGAGAGGUUCCCAGGCUCAGCAUUGGACCUUUGGAAGAUUCAGAUACUUCAGGUAAUUAUAUUCCAGAAGAGUACACAGAAUAUGACAAAAUAGAGAUGACAGGGAAUACGUGGGGAAGCUCCAUCCUGCAGUUCAACUCUGGUCCAAGUGAGACAUUUCCCUCUGGGGACAGUCGGCUUUUACAGGAUUCUGGCCAGAAGGAUCGAGGUCAGUUGCCCUCAGGUGGCAUGUUCUUGGCGCUGUGGGUGAAAAAAGACUCUAUACUGUUAGCAACAGUGCCCCCUGCUGUCCCAGACUGGAAGUACAUUCCUCCAAGGAGCCUGAAAGACAGUGAUACUGGUGAUGAAGGAACAAGCAACGGUGGUGUGACUUCUACCAAUGAAAGGCAAACGCUACCAUCUCAGACCACCAAGAAAAGUUUAACUCCUAAAAGUUCAGGUAAUUACAGGAAAUGUAAGGAAGGUUCUUCUUCAGCAGUAAUAAAAAAACUUUUGAGAAAACAAACAAUUCCUAUUAUCUGUAAGAAAACAAAAGGAGAAUUCUACAGAAAUGAGAUUGAAAAAAAAGGUGUCCCUUCUAUAUGUUCUAAGGGCAAGUGGUUCUUCCCUGGUGAAUUUGAACUUUUAUCAGGAAAUGAAAAGUCAAAAAAUUGGAAGAAGAGCAUAUAUAUCGAUAUGAAAAGGCUUAAGAAACAUUCAAAUAUGUCUGAUGAUGACCUAACCAAACUUGGCAGGAUUACACUCUAUGACUUGUUUAUGCAAACAAAACAGAAACUUCCGAAUCAGAAAGUACGCAUAUCAGUCAUUAUGAAAAGUCGACAUUUAUUUAAAAGUGAAGUCUGAGAUUGGAUGAAACGUUUGGAAUAACCUAUGGCUUGAUAUAUUGUUAUUUCUCAAAAAUUACUGGAUGCAUAGUUUUAAACUUCAACUGAAAUGAACACUGCAACACAUGACAAAGUUUAUAUAAUGUUUAUAUUUAUCAAUAAUUUCUUGUAAUUUUUGAUAUAGUGCACCCCUCAAGAGACCAUUGAGAGGAGAAGUCUAGACUUAAAAUGUUUUAUAAUAAUCAAAAUAAGUUAAGUUAGACAGAAUAUUAGAUUAUUUUAGUGGGAACCUCACCCCAUUCCAUUCUCUCUCUUUCCUUUUUGCUGGUCUUCCCUUAAUUGUUAAUUCUUUUUCCACGCUUCCUCUUUAAGUUGAAGAGCUCAGUUUAUCUAUCAAUUAGUGAUUUCACCUUUACUGUUCGUAGCCCGGCCACUGAGGCGUUAACUGCUGAUGCCCUUCUUAUUCGCCUUUGCAGGCUGGCUUAUGUUUUGUUUUAUAGGAGUAUAAAUUUAGAUGCCAUUUAUUUUCCCAACUGAAUGUUGUUUAACUAAUUUUAGAUUAAAGGCUUUCUUUUGAGGUUUUUUGGGGUUUGUUCCAAAACUGAUUUUGGUUUAGCGUGUUAAGUAUUUGGGUUAGGGUGGGUGCUCCUUCUCUUUCUCCUGUUAGCCUUUUGGCUUUUGGUUGGUGUUUUUAGUAUGUUAGCAAAGAUUUAGUUAAGGGAGGGCCCCAGUGGCUGCAGGUUUUCAUUCUAACCCGUUUCUUAAUUAGUGGCCUGUUUUUGCUACUAAUGAACUUCUUUUGAUUUAAUUUUAAUUGACUUGUUUUUAAAGAUAUGUUUUCCUGAUUUCUUAAUUUCUUUCCUUAAACGGCACCCAAAAAGAAAUGAAAUAUGAAGUGAGGGAGCCAACAGAAGACCAACUAAGUCAGGGGCUCAAAUUCCAACCAAUUUCACUCCAAACAGUUGCUUAAUUAGGCACCGAUUCUCAUUAUUAAUUAAAUUUGUUCUUUAAUUCCACGGUUUACUGCAGCUCUCAUUGUGCAAUAGCAGACAUUUCCUCUCUUUUCUAAGAACACUGUUAAAAUGUUUUGGGUAUCUGAGCAGAUGAGCAUCGUUCUUUAUAUUCAGAUAUUGUAUGAUGGACACAGUUUUGCUGGUCAUGUUUUGGCUCAUUUUGUAUCUCAUUAUUGUUUGGCUGCAAAUUAAGGAAAAAGAAACAAUUAAGGGGUCUGAGUCUUCAAGAGAAAGUGAAUUACAAUCAAUUCAAAAGAAGUUCUUUAGCAGCAAAAACAGGUCACUAAUUAAGAAAAGGGUUAGAAUGAAAACCUGCAGCCACUGCGGCCCUCCAGGACUGGUGUCUGAGAACCCUGAUUUAGUUUAAUCUCUUUUGCUUACAGGUUUAGUCAAUUCAUUUUCCUUUCUACUUAAUUUGUAGUCAUACUUUAAUAAUGAAGUAUUGAUUUAAUUUCUUAAUAAGCUUAAUUGUGUUAAUAGUCACUUAAGAAUUUUUUAAAUGAUUUCAUUUCUGUCUAAUUAUAGUAUAAGAUUGUCUUUUAUUUGUUUGAACUCGAGUUAAUUAGUUAUGUUGCAUCUUUGCCAGGCUGAAUCUACAAAUCAAAAAAGUAAAUUGUGAAAACCUUAAACAAAUAAACUUGGAUUAAUGCAA
Messenger RNA from Erpetoichthys calabaricus (reedfish), 2804 nucleotides. RefSeq lists its product as uncharacterized. The record is from RefSeq and is a predicted model, not a curated record. The coding region runs from base 37 to 1158 and encodes 373 amino acids. Lineage: Eukaryota; Metazoa; Chordata; Cladistia; Polypteriformes; Polypteridae. Gene Ontology annotation, biological process: positive regulation of transcription by RNA polymerase II. The transcript has 10 exons. Gene Ontology annotation, molecular function: DNA-binding transcription activator activity, RNA polymerase II-specific; RNA polymerase II cis-regulatory region sequence-specific DNA binding.